AUGUCGCUCUCUAAUGAGAUUUCACCGUUGGAUAUAACUUCUACUAAUAUAAAGCAUGUCAAUAGAAUGUUCCAGGAGAUGGAAGUGAGGAUGGCACAUCUACAGAGACAAGUGGAUACGCUACGAAUACAUGUAAGGCAAGAACACAUGAAGAGGAAAAUACUGGAAUCAAAAUUAGUGACGAGGUUCAGUAAUAUGGCCAAGAGACUGACAGAGAGACUGACAGAGAGUAGUUCAAGUGAUGAAGAUGAGCACGAUAGUGAGGAUAUAAUGCCCUUUGAUCAACAGAUGGAUGUUUUUGAGAGCAUGUUCGACAAUGAGGAAUCGGAUUCUAGCUACAACGAAAGUGGCAAUGAUAGUUUAAGUAGUGAGAAAAAUGUCACGGAUGUUGAGAGUGAGGGUCAAGACGUUAGCGAACAGAGAAAUAACACUGCCAGCAUGCUGGAUACGUUGGUAAGUAGUAACACACAUGAUGUGGUAUCUCAUGUGCACCCAAAUGGUACGAUGAUGAACGAUGAACUAGUAUCACGGCAUGCAUCGACCAAUGAAAGUUCUGCCCAAUUGUCUACAGCUGGUUAUACGACAACUGGACGUAGUGUGGUGGCGACUUCUAAUCAUACAGCAAGUUCGGCUACUUCUAUGCCGCCUGCGCAGCUGGUAUUUGAUGCACAUCACCCUCAAGAGGAUUUGGCGCUGCUAAUCAAUGACGCUUUGAAUGGAUACAAUGGUGCGAAAAAAAGAAGUUUAUCCAAUGAUUUCAAUCAGCAGCAGCAGCAAUCAUUGAAGAAAAGAUGGUUGUCCGUUGCUUCGUAUGCUAGAAUGCCUAUUUUCCCGCUGAAACCAUAUCCCAAUUCCACACCUACCCCUGCAUCUACCGUGGCUACCACUCCAAUAACAAAUAACAAUGCUGUAUCUUCUUCCUCUCCGCCAGCUGGAACUCCACCUCAUGGUAAGAGAUAUGAUGAAGUUGACAUCAGGUCAAAAUAUGGAGUCUCAUUUUCUGAAAAAUAUUUUAAAGUAUCUGAAAUCUGGAACGACUACAUAAAGGUCAAUGAAAAGGGCGUCUCUAUUAAGUCCCUUGAGGAAUCGUACUCCAACAAAUGGCGGGCUAAUUUGAAGAAAAACGUUAAGAAGAAGUACAACAGAAGAUUGAUAGUUGUCAGAGCUAUUGAAACAGGCAUAAAGAGAGGGAAAUCUCAAGAAGAAUGUAUCGAGAUCCUUGAUGGUUUUCUAAAACAGAACAAUAAAGCUGUAUCCCAUUUCUACAAGAAGUCCAAUUUACCCAAAGAACUGAUAUAA
Eremothecium cymbalariae DBVPG#7215 is the source of this 1299-nucleotide messenger RNA. Its product is annotated as transcription activator GCR1-like domain-containing protein. Bases 1 to 1299 code for a protein of 432 amino acids. The record is from RefSeq and is a predicted model, not a curated record. The transcript has a single exon. Lineage: Eukaryota; Fungi; Ascomycota; Saccharomycetes; Saccharomycetales; Saccharomycetaceae.